Effrenium voratum is the source of this 1766-nucleotide messenger RNA. Lineage: Eukaryota; Dinophyceae; Suessiales; Symbiodiniaceae. The record is from the annotation of a GenBank genome assembly.
CUUAGCUUUAUGUUGCGCUUGGUUUGUGCAUAUCAGCAAACACAUGCGCAGCUUGACGCGGUUGUUGAUCUUGUCCAACGUGCUGCUGGCUUUGGCGAAGCCACACAUCCUCUUCGUGUUGGUGGAUGACCUUGGCUGGGCCAAUGUCGGUUUCAACUUGGAGGAGGCCAAUCCUGAAGUGGUCACUCCCAAUUUGGACAGUUUGGUGGCGAGCGGCAUCCAUUUGAAGCGGCACUAUGUGCACAAGGCCUGUACGCCCAGCCGCACUUCUGUGCAGUCCGGGCGCUUGCCAGUGCACGUCAACUCAGUAGUGUGGGAUGUGUGUAAUGACAACACGGGCAUCCCGUACAACAUGACUGGGCUGGCUGAGAAGAUGAAGCAAGGAGGGUACAAGACCCAUUUUGCAGGCAAGUGGGAUGCUGGUAUGGCGACUCCCGCGCAUACACCCCAUGGCCGGGGUUACGACACCAGCUUGAACUUUUUUGGCCACAAGAACGACUUCUACAGCCAAUCCAACAUUCAGACAUGUUGCGAGGAGGAUCAAUCUAUCAUUGAUUUCUGGCGAACUGAUCGUGGUGCAUCGGAUGCCAAUAGCACCGACUACUCCGAGUUUUUGUAUCAAAAGGAGUUGGUCGGGAUCGUGGAGCGACAUGAUCCGGCUGUGCCUUUGUUCUUAUUCUACGCACCUCAUGUGGCACAUGAACCGUUGCAAGUGCCUCGAGCAUAUUAUGACAAGUUCAACUUCAUGACGGACGAUGAGAGCACUUGUAGCCGGCAAACGGUGAAAGAGCUGCACCCCAUCGACCCAGCUCACCCGAACUUGGAGUACAAAUGCCGUCAGCAGUAUGCGGCCAUGAUCAUGAUCAUGGACGAGGUAGUUGGCAACAUCACCGGCGCCCUGAAGUCCAAGAACAUGUGGGAGAACACUCUCAUGAUCCUCUCCUCCGACAACGGGGGCCCGGUCCAUCUCCCGGAGAAUGCGGCCUCCAACUGGCCCCUGCGGGGCGGGAAGUACGGCUUCUUCGAAGGCGGCAUUCGCGUGCCGGCCUUCGUAGCUGGCGGAUACGUUCCUUCGCAGCUUCGCGGCACCAGCAACAGUGGCAUGAUCCAUAUCGCCGACUGGUACGCCACGCUGAGCAAAAUGGCCCAGGUGGACCCCACCGAUUUUCGCGCGGCGAACGCGGGCUUGCCGAAGAUCGACUCGCUGGAUGUGUGGCCUUUCCUCGUGGGUGAAGUGCCGGAGUCUCCCAGAGACGUCCUACCCCUGGGACCCACCAGUUUGCUCUGGGGUCAGUGGAAGCUGCUGGACGGGCUUCAGUACCCGAGCUUCUGGCAGGGCCCGAAAUAUCCCAACAGCAGCUCUGUGGAGCCUAGAAUCGGAGCUUGCCAGGACGGGUGUUUGUUCGACGUGGUCUCUGACCCCACGGAGCAGCGCAACCAGUUCCACGCACGCCCGGACCUCGUGGCGAAACUGCGAAGCCGUCUCCAAGCAGAAAAAGCACACUUCUUCAACAACAGCGACUCCUUCCCCAGGAGCUGCCCCUCCACAGAGGAGCACUGCGCGUGUUGGGCGGCGCGCCAGCGAUACGGCAACUUCCUGGGGCCCUUCGCGAUGCUAGAGGCGCAAGAACUCCCGGCUGAGCAGACAUGGCUGCGAUCAAAGUAGCCCCAGGCCCGGAUCAAAGCCGCCAAUUCGCUCUUCACUGUGAAAAUGGUGGGGAAAUCGACUCCCAUGUGCUCCUUGGUCAAUGGGAGAAUGUGUGGCA